Molecule: messenger RNA, 1746 nt
Organism: Aspergillus lentulus
Lineage: Eukaryota; Fungi; Ascomycota; Eurotiomycetes; Eurotiales; Aspergillaceae
Biological process (GO): DNA-templated transcription; positive regulation of transcription from RNA polymerase II promoter by galactose
Cellular component (GO): nucleus
Molecular function (GO): DNA-binding transcription factor activity, RNA polymerase II-specific; RNA polymerase II cis-regulatory region sequence-specific DNA binding; zinc ion binding
Source: RefSeq, a predicted model, not a curated record
AUGUCUGCCACUACCCACAAGCAAUCCAAUUCCAAGCGCCUCGGCUUUGGUCGAGCCUGCAAUGCGUGCCGUAAACGCAAGCAUCGUUGUGAUGCCCUCGAGCCCCAGUGUUCCGGUUGCCGCAGUCGAGGCAACGCUUGUGAAUACUCCGUUAGAGCUACUAAUAAGGGCGUCGUUCAGGGUCAGGAGGAUAGCCUCAAUCAUGGUCAUGCUAUAAUCAUUGAUGUCUCACCUAAUCGCUCGCCUCACCCUAUAUUGUCCCCUCAACGCAGCAGCCCGCCAAGCACAAGUGCCCGACACACCCACUCUGCAAGCUCGCUACAAGAGGAUAGGCAGGGUUCCGUCAGCCGCGAACCGGCUAGUAGUUCGUUGCGAGCAGGUGCCGCUAUCGAACUGAGUAACCCGACCGGGUACUUUGGCAACUCUUCAGCCAUUAAAUUUGCGUCCGUGGCCCAAAAUUGCGUUAAGGACUCCCUGACGCGCGAUGAGAAUGAGACUGGAAAGCUUUAUCUCUCGGAGGACAUUGCCACUCUCGCUGAAUCAUCGCCUCGCGAAGAUCUUCAGCGAUUCCAGUUGCUGCUUGGUAGGUCUGAAGCUAAUCAGCUCGUCGACGCAUACUUUGCUCGUGUUCACCUGCUCUACCCGUUCGUGCACGAGAUGAGCUUCCGCUCGCACUACGAGCAGAUUUGGAUCGACCAGCAGCCGCAGGAUAAUGCCUGGCUGGCGAUACUCAACAUGGUGUUUGCCUACGGUUGCGAGUUCUGCCCGUGCCCGAAUGGUAUCAGCGCGGCCCAGCGAGCCUCCGAAUUUGUGGAACAGGCAAAACAAAUCAUCCUAUGUCAAGUAUUCAAAACAUCAAGCUUGCAUCUAACUCAAGCCCUACUUCUACUAUGCCACUGGCUUCAAGGUGCCCUCGAGUUGAACGAGGCCUGGAACUUCUUUGGUCUUGCCAUUAGAAGCGCAAUGAGCAUUGGCCUUCAUAUUAACCCGAGAGAUGGUGGUAUCUCGUCGACGAUAAGUCGUGAGAUUAGGAAGCGCAUUUGGUGGGGGUACUUUGUGCUUGACCGUACGUUGAGCAUGAAGUUUGGACGACCACCCUCAAUCAUUCUGGCUAAUGCUUUCGAUGUGGACCUCCCGGCGGACGUAGAUGAUCAAUAUAUAUUGGACUCCAUCCAAAUCCCACGCCAGCCAAACGGGAAACCAUCCAGGAUAACGGCAUUUAUCCAAACCAUUGGACUCUCGCGGGUGAUCGACAACGUGAUGAGUAUGCUGUAUCUCAAAAGCAAUAAACUAGAUGCUAGCGCUGGCACCUCGUUGCCGGUCCAAGAAGAUUUUCAACUUCUCGGAAACAUGCUGCUGCUAGACGGACAGCUCCAGUCAUGGUGGAACGGCGUGCCUGAUUAUCUAACCAGGUCCUCAGAUUCGUCAGAAGGUAAAGAUUUAACUCGACAACGGAAUGUCCUUUAUAUCCGAUACGUGCAGAUGAGGCUGCUCUUGUUACGUCCGUCGGUGCUCCUGCUGGGCAAGGACAAGUUCCAAGACCGCUUUUUACGUGCAGUCGCAACCGAGUGUGCACAGCGUUGCGUAUGGGCGGCGCAGGAAACGAUCCAGCUCAUCCACGGAAAAUAUGAAGAACAGCAGCUCCAUUCCGUUUGGUACCUCCUUCAUUGUCAGAAUCCCGCUAUUCCAGCCCAGAAGACCGACACUGAUUUCAAGCAGAUAUCUUCUCAUCCCUGGGAGUCCUGA